CAAUAACAAUAGGCUAAAGCCAGAGCCAAUGGGGAAAGUGUUUUGCGUGACGAGACCCCGCCCUAUUUUGGAGAUCUCUUGUCUUCAGUUUCAUAUACUUGGAGGAGGCUGCAGCGAGACGCUGGUUAUUUUCGCAGAAAUCUACAUUCUCAGAAAACAGACUGCAGAAAUGGUUAACGUCCUUAAUGUGCUCCCAGUGUGCAUUUCACUUGGUGUUUUUGUGGAUGAUGUAAGUGGAGUGUCAGUGUUUGUGAUGGAAGGAGAUUCAGUCACUUUAAACACUGAUGUUAAAACAAACCAACAUGAAAAGAUUAAAUGGUUUUUUAAUUACAUUCGUAUCGCUCAAAUUAGCGGAGAUCUCAGAAAGAUCUGUACAGAUGUUCAGUGCAAUAAUGGUACUGAGAGAUUCAGAGACAGACUUUUGAUGGAUCAUCAGACUGGAUCUCUGACCAUUACAAACAUCAACAAAACAGAUUCUGGAGAUUAUAAACUACUAAUCAUCAGCCAUAGCAGCAACAGUGACAAGAUCUUCAGUGUUGACGUUAAUGAUUCUUCUCCUGCUAAACGAGAUGAAAUGCAGAGAAAGUCAGUGAAGGAGGGAGAAUCUGUCACUUUUGAUCCUGGUGACAUAAAAAAUACAGCUGAUGUGAUGACGUGGUAUUUUAAUAACGCUGUCAUUGCUGAAAUCACUGGAAAUCCUAAUGGAACCUGUACUGAUGUUCAGUGUAAAGAAGGUGCUGAACAAUUCAAAGACAGACUGAAGCUGGAUCAACAGAUUGGAUCUCUGACCAUCAUGAACACCAGAACCACAGACGCUGGAGAUUAUAAACUACGGAUCAGCAGCAGAAGCUUUAUCAUCCACCGGCAUCACAGCAUCAGUAUCAUCUGCGAAAAGAACUUCAAUGUUAAUGAUUGGAGUGUGUAUUUAUUUGUCAUCAUAGGAAUAUGUGUUACUGUUCUGCUGGUGCCUGCAGUUUUAUUUGGACAAUGGUGGAGAAGAGAUAAAAGUGGUAUCCCCAAAAAUAAUGCAUCAGCUAUGCUUUAAUUGCAGAAAGCAUGAUGAUAUCUUGCAGUAUAUUUGUGCAUCAUGGCUAGACCCUUGCUGGCUUGGCAGUUAAUCUAUAAGCACAAUUUCACACGACAAUGAUAUUUUCUUUGGAAUAAUAGAGAUAUCUUGUAUAAAAAAAAAAUCUUUAAUCAAUCAUGGUAUGACAAUGGAAUAUUUACUGUUAGUCAGUUGCUUAAUGACCAUGGUUUGCUUUUGACAUACACAGAAUUCCUUAAAAAAUGUAAAAUUCCUGUGAAACCAAAUGACUAUGCUGUUAUUUUUGAUGCAAUUCCAAGUAAAGUUGUUUCAUUAUUACGUAAUUCUGUACAUUCCAUUAAUACUGACCAACAACCAUUGACUUGUAUAUAUUUGAUAUAUUUAUUGGCGAUAUUAAUAUUGUUAAACAUAAAGGCAGUAAUAGAUAUAUUAGAAAUGUGUUAAAGAAUAAUUAUGUGCUAUGCUCAACAGUCGUUUGGUAUAUCUAAAUAUGAAAACAUUGAGUGGAAGAAAGUAUGGUCAAUGACAAAUAAGUUUUUCAUAAGUAAUUAUAUAUAUAUAUAUAUUUUUUUUAAGAUAUUACACAGAAUUUAACCUUUUAAAGAAUUAUUUGAAUGGUUCAAACUGGAUCUGGAAAACUCUUGUGAGUUUUGUGGUGUCGUUAAAGAAUCUGUGACUCAUCUUUUCUUUCAGUGUGUAUACUCAAAAUUAUUUUGGGUAGAUGUCUCUAACUUCAUUUCUAGGAUGUUUGGUACAUUAAUACAAAUAGAAAUGUAUGAUGUUGUAUUCUUUUAUUGUACAAAAUACCAUUGAUUCUAAAAGUACAAUUUCCUUUUUUACACAACUAAUUUUUUUACUUGGAAAAUAUCACAUUCAUGUAAAGAAAAUGGCUAAAGCUAAGCCAAAUUGUGAACAUUUUAUUAAAGAAAUUAAACAAUAUAGUACUACUUUGCAAAAUAUUAGAAACAGAAAAGCUAAAAAGACCUAUGAAGCACUGUGUCACUUUAACUUGGUUAAUUAAAUGUUUUCAUUUUUCUUUUAUCCCUGGCAUAAAUCUUUUUUACCCAUGUACAUGCACUUGUUCUUUUGUGUUUUUUUCUUUUUCUCUGUAUACCCCUUUUCUUUUUCUACUAUUACUUUUGUGAGAUGUAUAAAUUUGUAUUAAUAUCUACAUAAUUGCAUAAAAAAAAUUAAUAAUAAUCAUGGCUAGACCCUGAAUGUGCUGAUUGUUCCACUGUGGGGGCCCCUGAUCUGAGGGUUGUCCUCCCUAGAAAUAUCAUUACAAGCACCCUGUGUGUUGUAAAUAAUAUAUGUAAAAUGAUUGUAUAAGUAGUAAAACAAUAUAAAUGCAAAAAAAAGUGUUUUAAGUUCAGAAAUGUUUUGAGUCCCCCCUCCCUUGCCUGGUUUGGUCCACUGCUUUCUUCUUACCUGUACAUAAAUGAUUCCGGUAAAUAAACUAUAUA
Molecule: messenger RNA, 2508 nt
Organism: Labeo rohita (rohu)
Lineage: Eukaryota; Metazoa; Chordata; Actinopteri; Cypriniformes; Cyprinidae
Exons: 6
Coding region: 29-1045 (338 amino acids)
Source: RefSeq, a predicted model, not a curated record